CUCAGCUGGAGACUUACACUGCCCGGUGGGGACCAUGUCCCCUGCCAUCGCACUGGCCUUCCUGCCACUGGUGGUGACAUUGCUGGUGAGGUACCGGCACUACUUCCGACUACUGGUACGCACGGUCUUGCUCCGGAGCCUCCGAGACUGCCUGUCAGGGAUGCGGAUUGAGGAGCGGGCCUUCAGCUAUGUGCUCACCCAUGCCCUGCCUGGGGACCCUGGUCAUAUCCUCACCACCCUGGACCACUGGAGCAGCCGCUGCGAGUACCUGAGCCACAUGGGGCCUGUCAAAGGUCAGAUCCUGAUGCGGCUGGUGGAGGAGAAGACCCCUGCUUGUGCACUGGAGCUGGGCACCUACUGCGGGUACUCCACACUGCUUAUUGCCUGUGCCCUGCCCCCUGGGGGUCGCCUUCUUACUGUGGAGCGGGAUCCACGCACAGCAGCAGUGGCAGAAAAACUCAUCCGCCUGGCUGGCUUCGACGAGCACACGGUGGAGCUCAUCGUGGGUAGAUCAGAGGAGGUGAUCCCAUGCUUAAGAACCCAGUACCAGCUGAGCCGAGCUGACCUGGUGCUCCUGGCACACCGGCCCCGAUGUUACCUGCGGGACCUGCAGCUGCUGGAGGCCCAUGCCCUGCUGCCAGUUGGUGCCACUGUGUUAGCUGACCACGUGCUGUUCCCUGGUGCACCGCGCUUCCUGCAGUACGCCAAGAGCUGUGGCCGCUACCGCUGCCGCCUCCACCACACUGGCCUCCCUGACUUCCCUGCCAUCAAAGACGGCAUAGCCCAGCUCACCUAUGCAGGGCCUGGCUGAGGUCCAGGCUCAGGGGUACUUACUGCUGC
Molecule: messenger RNA, 840 nt
Organism: Hippopotamus amphibius kiboko
Lineage: Eukaryota; Metazoa; Chordata; Mammalia; Artiodactyla; Hippopotamidae
Gene: TOMT
Product: transmembrane O-methyltransferase
Exons: 4
Coding region: 35-811 (258 amino acids)
Biological process (GO): catecholamine catabolic process; dopamine metabolic process; developmental process
Molecular function (GO): catechol O-methyltransferase activity
Source: RefSeq, a predicted model, not a curated record